CACCCCCCUCCCCUACUGCCAAGCCCAUGUCGACCGCCUGUCACUAACUACGAGGGAGACCGCCGAUUCAGGACAUGUUUUCAUGGUGGUCCAUCCGGGGGGCGUGGAAGAUCAGCGAGGAAUAUUCCGGCCGCUUCUAACUAAUGAUCUGUACGUUUGCUUCCCCCCCUUAGGCCCCUCCACCCACCUCUCCAAGGAUAUAGAGAGCCCAGAUCAAAAGCGAGAAGAGUGUUUGUCUGCUAGCGCCUCCACUCGCGCUCGGUUCUUCCUGCCUGUCAUUUUACCUCCCGCCGGUCGGCCCAAGAGAAUCCAGAACCAGCUACUGAGCUCAUCUGGUCCUGGCAGAUGCUGCUAUGUAUGUAUGUACGUACAUAAUAUGGGUCAUGGAUGGAAACCAGGUUCCGCCAUGCAGCUCCGACAGAAGGCUCCUAUUACACACAGCUCUGGCAGCUAUUACGAGCUACAUGGGCGAACCAGCGCCACUCCAGAUCAUAUGGGUGGUUCUAGGGCUGGAAGUUCUGGAUAUAUAGGCACCGCUAUCUUAGACAUAUGUAUGACACUGGGAGUUGCCUCUUGCCCUGGGCGAGCUUUGAAACCGGACAGUUUGGACUCACGCCUUCUUGCGAGCCCACGUCCACCCCCUCCCCCCACCUCAAGCACCGCCCAUGUUCGCCUCCUGCGCCUACCAUCCCGGAUCUACUCGGCCCUAGCCCGAUGUGGCUCUCUGUUUGCGGGCUACCGCGACGAUCAAGGUCAGGCAGAUUCAAGCAUGCAGGAUUUGGGCCCCAUAUGCAGCCAGCCGUAGCAACCGACGAAGCUAUGCGACGGCGUGGCUAUGACAUCUGUCGUGUAGGUGCUGCGUGCCAGGU
Molecule: messenger RNA, 869 nt
Organism: Phialemonium atrogriseum
Lineage: Eukaryota; Fungi; Ascomycota; Sordariomycetes; Cephalothecales; Cephalothecaceae
Exons: 1
Coding region: 83-805 (240 amino acids)
Source: RefSeq, a predicted model, not a curated record